AUGAGUAUAAAUAUAUUCAAAAUGUAGAAAUAAUCAAAUAAUUGAGUCAGGAAAAUAAGAAAAUGGAAACAGAAUUGAAUAAUGGGAUUUUAAAUUUGAAGGAAAAAAAAAGUACAAUAUUGAUAUUAAUAUUAAAGUGGUGGUGGAUGAUACUCUCUCGAAGGAAAUAAGAAUGGAAUAUGGAAAGAAUUUCAUAACUAUUAUUCUAAUUAUUCAAUUAGUAAUUAUGAAUAGAGAUAAUGUAACCUUUCUUAUAGGUUAAUAUAAUAAUGCAAAAAAGUGUAAUUGAUGGAAAAUUCUAUUUAAAAGUGAAAAAGAAAGUCAAUAAGAAAUUAUGUAAGAUUUCCUUUUUAAUUUUUAGAGGCGGAUGUAAUCAUAAUGAAAAUUAAAUCAAAAUUGAUGAAUAGAUAGAUUUGCAUCAAAGUAAAUGAUAUAAAUAUCUUCUAGUUAUGGAUAAGUUAUUUAUUAGGGUGUAUAUAAAAAUUGGAAGAAAGAUCAAAAAUGGGAUAUUAAGAAUAGAGAUAAGUCAUCAGAGUUUGUAGCAAUGUAAAAAUUUACAAUAAAGAAUUAGUGGUGGAGGAUUAUAUGAUUCAGAAGGAAGGAAAAAUGAAUAAUGGAUAGAAUUAAAUCCUAAUUUCUCUUUGUAUUUGAUAUUUUAAUUAUAAAUAGUUUGACAUAGAUUUGUUAUAAGGGUAUGUAUGAAAAUGGAAAAAAAAUGGUAAAUGGGAAAUUUUUUUAAAUUUGGAUAAAAAUAAAAGACAAUUGUAAUAAGAAUUAUUUAUUUAACUUAGAGGAGAAGGAGUAUAUGAUGAAAAUUAGUUGA
Messenger RNA from Paramecium primaurelia, 823 nucleotides. Lineage: Eukaryota; Ciliophora; Oligohymenophorea; Peniculida; Parameciidae. The record is from the annotation of a GenBank genome assembly.